Molecule: messenger RNA, 1238 nt
Organism: Xenopus laevis (African clawed frog)
Lineage: Eukaryota; Metazoa; Chordata; Amphibia; Anura; Pipidae
Product: asialoglycoprotein receptor 1-like
Exons: 6
Coding region: 68-1102 (344 amino acids)
Source: RefSeq, a predicted model, not a curated record
CAGGGAGUGUAUCUGUAUAUGAAGCAGGAGAGACAAGGACAGAGAAAGGAAAAACCCAGGAGAGGAGAUGGAGUGGAGCAGUGACUGUGACAUUUAUGCUGACCUCAAAUAUCUCAGCCGGGACAGACAGAGCCCAGAGACGUGGGACGGACAGAGCACUGGCAGCCAACAGUGGGAGACACAAGGGAUCUCUCAUGAUAAUCUGGUGUGCAAGGCGCCAGAGAAAUCUCAGGGAUGCUCAGACUGGAGGCUUAUGGGAGGCUUAUUCUUUAUUCUCCUGCUCAUGGGAGCCACAUUCUAUCUGCUGGCAGCCUACCUGCAGGUCCAUUCCCUAGUGCACAUGAGUCAGGUGGAACUAGAUGAGCUGCUCCUGAACCAAAGCCACUGGCUGGAGGAACUGGAGAAAGAAGAGGCAAAUGUCAUGUUGCUUCGGGGUAACUUGUCAUCAUUACAGGGGCAAUACCAGUUCCUACAGGAGCACCUGCUCGCCCUUCUACUGCACAACCAGUCCCUGCAGCUGCAGGAGAGACACAGGAUCCAAGGGCAGAUCUGGGAUAUAGACAAAAAGCAUGGUGCCUUGUGGGAAGAGUACGAUCUAUUGGCCAAGGGGCACAUCCCUAUCCCGCAGCAAAGCGAAAUGCUGCAAAACUGCCUGGAAACUGCCGACGGGACUGAACGGAAAGUCUGCCAUUUUUGUCCUCCCGGAUGGAGGAUUUCUGGGGUUUGGUGUUACUUCCUGCACUUGGAUUCGCAGAACUGGGAGAGCAGCCUGAAGCGGUGCCAGACACAGGGGGGGCAUCUUGCUGUUAUAACUAGUCUGGAGGAACAGAAUUUCGUGAAGUUGAUGGUGAAGGACGUGUCCUGGCUCGGCUUGUCCGACCGUGACAGGGAAGGGGACUGGCGCUGGGCCGAUGGAACCCCCUAUAACUCUGCCCCCAAGUUCUGGCAGGGGAAGCAGCCGGAUAACAUUGGCAACGAAGAUUGUGUCACUUUGUCCCCACGAUCCGACUGGAACGAUGACAAGUGCCGCAAGCUGUACAACAGUGUUUGUGAGAGGAAAGUGUCCCGACUGUUCCUACAGGGGGGGAUACUGAGCAACUAACCCCCCCCCCCCCCCACUGAAUUUACUCUUCUUCUUCUUCUUCUCUGCACAGUCAUUUGGGCUUGGGCUCUGGCUAUUGGCACAAGCUGAAUCUAAUGUUACUCAUGUGAUUGGCAUAAACAUGAAUUUAACUUUA